CUUCGAGAUUCAUACGUCAACAGCUGCCUGCCCGCUGUUCACAUAAGACCGCGCCUUCGCUCCCUACCAGACGUUAUUCCCUCGAACCAGCGAGCGAUCUGUAGCGAGCACUUCUAGAGCAAUCCUUCUGCACGUUAAAGCGCAUACCGAAUGCCUCGAUAGCACCAACUCUACAACCCCGAAACUUCUCCAAAAUGGAUGUCCAGCUCUACGUGUACGACCUCUCCCAGGGUCUUGCACGUUCCCUCUCCCAGCAAUUCCUCGGAACCCACAUCGACGCCGUAUACCACACCUCCAUCGUCCUCGACAACAUAGAAUACUACUUCGGCGCGGGAGUUCAGACAUGUCGCGCAGGCGCCACCCACCAUGGCAAGCCCAUGGAGGUCAUAACCCUCGGCCAAACCGCGCUCCCGCUUGAAAUCAUCCUGGAAUAUCUGGACAGUCUGAAGGGCGUGUACUCUGCUGAGAGUUACGACCUCUUCCUGCACAAUUGCAAUAAUUUCUCGAAUGAUUUUGCCAUGUUUUUGGUGGGAAAGGGCAUCCCGGAACAUAUUACGAGUCUGCCGCAGACGGUGCUGGAUACGCCGUUUGGGCAGAUGCUCAAGCCGCAGAUUGAUGCUAUGAUGAGGCCGAUUACGCAGGCGCCGACGCCGCAGAGGGUGCCGCCUGUUCCUUCGGCUGCGAUGAACGGAGUGCCGGCUAAGCCGGUGCCUCUGUCGGCGGAAGAGGCGGUACUGGCACAGGCUACUGGGAAGGUGAAUAAUGUCACCGCGCUCCGGGAUGUGGAUCGGCUCCUGGGCCUGGCAAAGGAUCGCUGCGCCAUUAUUUUCUUCACAAGCUCGACGUGCGCGCCGUGCAAGCUGGUAUAUCAACCCUUCGACGACUUAGCUGCUGAGGCGGGCAACAAAUGCGUCUUCCUAAAAAUCGACUUCAGCUACGCGGAGCGCUCGAUUGGCGUACGGUUCCCCCAUGUGCGCGCAACGCCGACAUUUAUUACUUUCCUGCGCGGCCAGCAGCGAGACGAGUGGAGCGGCGCGGAUGCACGGCUGCUGAGAACUAAUGUCGAGAUGCUAUUGAACGAGGCGUUUCCCGCGCACCCGCACCUCUCAAAGAGCGUGCCCACGCUGCUACGCCAGAGUCAGCGCCCAAUCACCUACACCAAAGUACCGCCGCUCGAAAAAGUCGUCGCCAAAAUGGGAGACGUGGGCAAAGACCCCGCAGUCUCCUCCAUCGUCUCCUUCAUCGACGCCCGCGAGCGUUUCGGCGCCAGGGAAGCGCCGCUCACCAAACUCCCCCAAUUCGCAGACUUCUUGCGCAGAAGCACGGCCACGCUGCCGCCGGAUCUGCUCUUCACGAGCUUCGAUCUGCUGCGCGUCACGCUCACAGACGUCCGCGUAGCGGGGUUCUUCGCCGAAGAACACGCUGGCGCGACGGGGACGCCGGCUACAGUCGCGCACUUGCUGAAGCAUGUGGAAGGGCUUGGGGAUAAAGCGCCGUAUGCGCUCAGGCUGACGACGCUGCAUCUAGCAUGCAAUCUCUUCACCUCGCCGCUAUUCAUCCCGCACUUGCUCUCCCCGCCGCUCUCCGCAUGCCUGAUAUCCAUUCUCACCAACGCGCUGCUGGACGAUAAACACAGCGCGCUCAAAGCCUCGGCUCUGUCCCUCGCUAUGAAUCUCGCGUCUGCAAACCACAAGGUCCGCAUGCGGAAGCAUAGCGCUAAUCCUUCGCCCGCUUCCUCCUCCUCCCAUCAGGAAGAGCUGGGUGAGGAAGAGCAGGUCGAGCUGCUGGCUAGCUUGCUGGAGAUCCUGGGCAUUGAGGAGCAGUGGGGCGAUGUUAAGAAGAUGACGCUUAUUUCUACGGGGUGGCUGGUGUAUUGUGCGGAUUUGGAGGGCGAGGCGUGCCAGCUGUGGAGGGGGAUGGAUGCCGCGGGCACGGUGGGGAAGAUUGAGGCGAGGAAGGUGGAGGAGAGGCUGCUUGUGAAGGAGGUGAUGAGUUUGCUCGAGGUGUAGGCGAGAGUGGGUUUGAGAAAUGGCGUUUCCUACGGAGGUGUGGGGUGAGUAGGGAUGUGACUGUGUGGCUAGAGAAGUGCCUGGAUGGCGGUUACUGCUUACCCCGGUUAUACUUUAGACUUGAUAGAUGGUAAAAGUAUAGUGCCUAUACUG
Messenger RNA from Trematosphaeria pertusa, 2162 nucleotides. RefSeq names its product DUF862-domain-containing protein. The record is from RefSeq and is a predicted model, not a curated record. The transcript has 2 exons. Gene Ontology annotation, molecular function: peptidase activity. Lineage: Eukaryota; Fungi; Ascomycota; Dothideomycetes; Pleosporales; Trematosphaeriaceae. The coding region runs from base 195 to 2009 and encodes 604 amino acids. Gene Ontology annotation, biological process: protein modification by small protein removal.